Messenger RNA from Phytophthora nicotianae INRA-310, 522 nucleotides. RefSeq lists its product as hypothetical. Lineage: Eukaryota; Oomycota; Peronosporomycetes; Peronosporales; Peronosporaceae. The record is from RefSeq and is a predicted model, not a curated record. Bases 1 to 522 code for a protein of 173 amino acids. The transcript has a single exon.
AUGGAGUUGAUCGACCGCCUGCGCAACGCUGUCCUGCAGCAACGAGAGGACGAGGUGUUGAACUUCUUCACCAAAGUGAGCGACUUGAGAGACUUCAUUUCGGCUCGAGAGCCUGCUGGCGUGAACGUCACUGCCAAGAUGUGCUGCUACAGCGCCGAACGAUUGAGUCAGGAUAACGGAUCCCGCAUUACACUGAGGAACGUCUAUGCUCAGCCGAUGUUCAACGAGGUCCAAGAAACGCUGAGCGAGCUGAACUCCGUGAACCGCAAGCCGUUCAUCGCCCAGAUAACAGUCUGGGAUUCGAAGAAGAAGAUCGGAUCGCCUAAAUCUGGGCGCGUGCAUUUUCGUGUUGGCGCUGUGUACGAGUUCAAGCAAGUACAUAGUGUCGGCUACUUCUCCGACAUUGCAAAGGGCAGUGUGCAGCUUGAGGAACGCACCCCGGAUCGGGUCGUGGAAAAGUCGGCUCCGCUCCUGAAGCGCAAGGUUGGACAGGAGCCGUUGGGACGGCGCCCCAAAGCUUGA